AUGCUUUUAGAUAUCAACCGGAAACUAUUUACUCGCUCGGACAGAGUAAAAUCUGUCGAUUUCCAUCCUACUGAGCCUUGGGUCCUUGCUGGGCUUUACAAUGGGACUGCACACAUUUACAAUAUCGAUAGUGGGGCUUCGAUCCGAUCUUUUGAGGUUGCAGAAGUCCCUGUCCGAUGUGUCCAAUUUAUUGCCCGCAAGCAGUGGUUUGUUGCAGGCUCAGAUGAUUUCCAACUUCGUGUGUUCAAUUAUAACACCCACGAGAAAGUGGCUGCUUUCGAGGCCCAUCCCGAUUACAUCCGUUGCUUGACCGUUCAUCCCACCCUCCCGAUAGUUUUGACUGGAAGUGAUGACCUGAUGAUUAGGGCUUGGGAUUGGGAGAAAAGUUGGAAAUGCACUCAGGUAUAUGAAGGCCACUCCCAUUACAUCAUGAAUCUUGCUGUAAACCCCAAGGAUGCAAAUACAUUUGCAUCUGCUUGCCUUGAUCGAACUGUCAAAGUGUGGUCAUUUGGUGUUAAUUAUGUUCAGUACUACCACGGCAGUGACAAGCCGUACUUGUUAACCACUGGUGACGACCGGCUCAUCAAAAUAUGGGAUUAUCACUCAAAGUCUUGCGUACAAACCCUCGAAUCUCACACCUCUAACGUAUCUUUUGCCAUCUUUCAUCCCUCACUGCCCGUUAUCGUCUCAGGUUCUGAAGAUGGCACUGUCAAAAUAUGGCACGCCAACACUUACCGACUUGAGAGCACCCUUAAUUACAAUCUUGAGAGAGCAUGGUGUGUGGCAUCUCGCAAGGGACUAAAUGAUGUUGCUGUUGGAUAUGACGACGGUCUCGUGGUCAUCCAACUUGGGCGCGAAGAACCAUCGUUCAGCAUGGACCAUUCUGGGAAGGUCGUCUAUGUGCGCAAUACAGAAGUCCUCUCUGUAAAUCUCCAACCGACCCAAGAGGACGCGACACCUGAGGGGCAGCGCCUCAACCUAGCACCAAAGGAACUCGGCUCGACGGAAAUAUACGCUUCCUCACUGCAACAUUCGCCGAAUGGUCGCUUCGUCACUGUCUGUGGCGACGGCGAGUACAUCAUCUAUACCGCACUUGCCUGGCGCAACAAAGCUUUCGGAACCGGGACAUCUUUUGCUUGGGCGGGAGAUUCGAACACGUACGCGGUGGCUGAAAGCAAGACCAAGAUUAAGCUGUUCAAAAACUUCAAAGAGAAGUCUGGUGGUGGAUGGGCAGGUCUUAAAGGUCUCUCGGGAUGGACUAUCGAGGGCGGCGUUUUCGGAGGAACGCUUCUUGCCGCCAUUGGUGUAGGGUUUGUUAUCUUUUGGGAUUGGGAAACGGGAGAGGUCGUCCGAAGAAUAGAAGUCGAUGCUAAAAAUGUGAUAUGGUCGGGGACGGGAUUCUUAGUGGCUAUCACUGCAGAAGACUCUUUCUAUGUGCUCCGAUUCGACCGUGACGCCUACAACCAGAGACUUGAGGAAGGUGCCGAAAUCACCGAUGAAGGUGUCGAAGAAGCGUUCAACGUGGUUGCCGAAAUCACAGAAAGUGUGAAGACUGCCAAAUGGGUGGGCGAUUGUUUCGUGUAUACCAAUGGAGCCAACCGAUUGAACUAUCUCAUCGGAACCCAACCGCAAACGGUGAAUCACUUCGACAUUCCGAUGUACCUUGUGGGGUACAUUCCAGCUCACAACCGGGUCUACGUGGCCGACAAAAACCUCAACAUUUAUGGCUAUUCUUUAUCAUUAGCAUAUGUGGAAUAUCAGACGGCAAUCUUACGGGGCGAUUUAGAUGGUGCUGUUGAUAUUUUGCCCAGCGUACCCUCUGAUCAACGGAACAAGCUCGCGCGAUUCUUGGAAUCACAGGAUCUCAGAGAGCUGGCUCUUCAGCUCACCACAGAUGCCGACCACAAAUUUGAACUGGCAAUAUCGCUUGAUGAUCUAGACGCAGCGCUAGAUAUUGCACGGCAGGCGCCUGUGCCCGAAUGCGAAACUAAAUGGCGAGCGGUGGGAGAUAGGGCUCUAGCUGUGUGGAAAUUCGACUUAGCCAGGGAAUGCUUCGAAAAAGGCGGUGACACAGGCUCCUUGUUACUCCUGCAUUUGGCAACAGGCGACCGCGCGGGUUUACGUACGCUCGCUUCAUCGGCAUUGAAUAAGGGGCAAAAUAAUAUAGCACUAGCGGCCCUAUUGCAACUUGGGGAUCCUAAAGCUUGCGUUGACUUACUGGUCGAGACCAACCGAGUUGCGGAAGCUGCCUUGUUCUCUCGAACUUAUGCUCCAAGCCAGGUUCCCAGGGUAGUGGAUAUUUGGAAGAACGACCUUGCCGCAAAUCAACGGGGCCGGAUCGCCGAUUUAGUGGCCAGUCCAUCUGAUCAUCCGGAGUUGUUUGAGGAGGGUUGGGCGGAGGCACUUGACAGGGAAGCGGACCUCUCUGGAAAUAUUCAACCGGCAAGUGACGGUGAACGGGGCCGCCGGUGA
This is a messenger RNA of Cantharellus anzutake, 2472 nucleotides long. Its product is annotated as coatomer beta. The transcript has 14 exons. Gene Ontology annotation, biological process: retrograde vesicle-mediated transport, Golgi to endoplasmic reticulum; endoplasmic reticulum to Golgi vesicle-mediated transport; intracellular protein transport. The coding region runs from base 1 to 2472 and encodes 823 amino acids. Gene Ontology annotation, cellular component: COPI vesicle coat. Gene Ontology annotation, molecular function: protein binding; structural molecule activity. The record is from RefSeq and is a predicted model, not a curated record. NCBI's taxonomy places the organism in Eukaryota, Fungi, Basidiomycota, Agaricomycetes, Cantharellales, Hydnaceae.